UGAAGUACAAUUAGUACUUGAUCAACUUUUAAGCACUAUAUAUAUUGCUGAUUUUAUGGACUAUUUCAAAGAAUUGGAAGGCAAAAGACUGCAUGAUCACUCUGAAGCAAAGAUGGCCGCUAAAACUACAAGAAGGCGUAUAUUUGUUCCUGGGCCGGUCAUAGUUGGAGCUGGCCCUUCUGGUUUAGCUGCUGCUGCUUGUCUCAAAGAAAAAGGUAUUCCCAGCUUGAUCCUUGAAAGGGCUAACUGCAUAGCUUCGUUAUGGCAGCUUAAGACCUACGACCGCCUCCGCCUUCAUCUCCCCAAGCAGUUCUGUGAACUCAUACUCAUGCCCUUCCCUUCAGAUUUUCCCACUUACCCAACCAAACAGCAGUUUCUGGCUUACCUAAAUGCUUAUGCUGAACACUUUGAUUUGAAGCCUGUUUUCAAUAUGACAGUGGUGAGUGCAAGGUUUGAUAGCAGAUGUAGGCUUUGGUUUGUUAAGGCUUUGGGGUUGAAAAAUGAGGAGACUGAGUAUGUUUGUCAAUGGCUGAUUGUUGCCACCGGUGAAAAUGCUGAGGAGGUUGUGCCGGAAUUUGAAGGGGUGGAUGAGUUUGGGGGGCCUAUUGUUCACACCAGCUCUUACAAGAGUGGUGAGUUGUUUAGGGGAAAGAAGGUUUUGGUGGUUGGAUGUGGGAAUUCAGGCAUGGAGGUGUGUUUGGAUCUCUGCAACUACAAUGCAAGCCCUUCCCUCGUUGUAAAAGAUUCGGUGCACAUCUUGCCGCAAGAGAUACUGGGAAUAUCAACUUUUGGAUUGUCCAUAUGGUUGCUCAAGUGGUUCCCCAUGCGCCUUGUGGAUCAUUUUUUGCUUCUUGUCUCACGCCUCAUGUUUGGUGACACUGCCCAGUUUGGCAUCAACCGCCCAGAGCGUGGCCCUCUCGAGCUCAAGAGCAUGACUGGCAAGACACCUGUUUUGGACAUUGGCACACUUGCUAAGAUCAAAACUGGCCACAUCAGGGUUUGCAAGGCAAUAAAGCAACUAAAACAUCAAGCUGUGGAGUUUGUAGAUGGGAAAGUAGAGAAUUUCGAUGCCGUCAUUUUCGCAACGGGGUACAAAAGUAAUGUAACAUCUUGGUUGAAGGAAACAAACAUGUUUUCAGAAAAAAAUGGAUUGCCUAGGAAGCCCUUCCCAAACGGAUGGAAAGGGGAAUGUGGAUUGUACUCAGUGGGGUUUACACAACGUGGACUGCUGGGCGCUUCUCUUGAUGCAAGAAGGAUUGCAGAGGACAUCGAGCAUAGCUGGAAAGCUGAGGACACAGCUUGUGCACUGCCACCAACACCACCACCACAGCCCUGAUUAUAUUAAGCAAAAAUAACCUGCAUAUCAUAUACCGGCGGUGAAUAUCGAAGAUAAUUUAUAAAAAAACAAAAUUAUUGAUCACUUUAUAUAUAUGCAGCUGCCUUUGACAAGACCGAGGAAUUUGGUUCCUUUGCUAGCUACCCCAGUAGAGCGAAGGAAGAUAAGAAAAGAAAAGAAAAGAAAGCAAAGAAAAAGAGAGGGGAAAAAAGGUUGUGGGGUUGAAAAUGGAAGUUGGGUUCCAAUUCCAAUCAUUCAAUUAUAAUAGUAUGCCUAGGGGGAUGUUGGGUGCAACAAAAAGUUUAAUGCUUCUUUUGGGCU
Molecule: messenger RNA, 1657 nt
Organism: Prunus mume (Japanese apricot)
Lineage: Eukaryota; Viridiplantae; Streptophyta; Magnoliopsida; Rosales; Rosaceae
Gene: YUC2
Product: Flavin-binding monooxygenase family protein
Biological process (GO): auxin biosynthetic process
Molecular function (GO): flavin adenine dinucleotide binding; N,N-dimethylaniline monooxygenase activity; NADP binding
Source: RefSeq, a predicted model, not a curated record